This is a messenger RNA of Micropterus dolomieu (smallmouth bass), 874 nucleotides long. RefSeq names its product CX chemokine ligand 34b, duplicate 11 (gene cxl34b.11). The record is from RefSeq and is a predicted model, not a curated record. Gene Ontology annotation, biological process: immune response. Gene Ontology annotation, molecular function: chemokine activity. Gene Ontology annotation, cellular component: extracellular region. The transcript has 4 exons. The coding region runs from base 102 to 437 and encodes 111 amino acids. NCBI's taxonomy places the organism in Eukaryota, Metazoa, Chordata, Actinopteri, Centrarchiformes, Centrarchidae.
UCCACUGUGACUCUGACAAGUGCUAGACCAGAUAGUGUUCAGACAAUAACUAUCACCAGAUCUCUACUGUGCAGAGAUACACCAUCAGUCUUGGACCCAGGAUGCAUUUCUCCAUUAGCUGUGGACUGUCCUUUAUGUGCGCAACCUUGGUGAUUUUCCUUCCUGUGCAAGGAAAACUUUGGCAUGUUACGCCUGAAUCCCCAUUCCUACACCCAAUCAUUCCCAGCUGCUGUAUGAUGGUCUCAGACGACCACAUUAGGGAAACUGUCAUUGCCUGCUUUGAACAGAGGGAACACACAUUUCCUAGUUGUAAAAUACAUGCAUACAUUUUUGUGACUCAGAGUCAGAGUAAAGUUUGUGUGGACCCAAAUGCCAGUUGGCUCCCUGAAAGACUCAAGAAGUUAGAGAAAAAGGGAAUCACUUGUGAAAUCCUGUGAAAGGCCUUCAACAGCCAAGAUGAAGAUGAUGCACCAUGACCUUCUAAGCAGAAAUAUUUACACUGGCAAUAUGUCUACUAACUUAACGGCAAUGCUUAAUUCCCGCUGUCUUUAAAUAUAUGUGUGUGAUUUGGUUAAAGACAGAGUUCAGUGAUACAGUAGUUUGGGGGAAUUUUACGGGUUUCCCAGAGUCAGAAAUUAAAACAUGCCUUGGGACUUUUUUUAUGUAUUUGGUGUAGUCUAGUUAUGUCAAACAGCAAUAUUAGGCUAUCUUGGCUCAAUUGUUGUGUCCAGGGAAUCAAUUAAAAUAACCAUGAUCCCAUAGACAUCCAGGAAUUGAGCGAAACUAAGCAAGUGGGGUGGUUCAAAACAGUUAAUGCCAAUGUCUUUGUCAUUUUAUCAUCAUAUUCUAAACAAAUAAAGAUAAUUUUGAAAAA